Molecule: messenger RNA, 2705 nt
Organism: Diospyros lotus (date-plum)
Lineage: Eukaryota; Viridiplantae; Streptophyta; Magnoliopsida; Ericales; Ebenaceae
Product: U-box domain-containing protein 14
Exons: 4
Coding region: 373-2274 (633 amino acids)
Biological process (GO): protein ubiquitination; cell surface receptor signaling pathway
Cellular component (GO): cytoplasm; nucleus
Molecular function (GO): protein binding; ubiquitin-protein transferase activity
Source: RefSeq, a predicted model, not a curated record
AAGACAAGAAUUAAAAAAGAAUUUCAAAUCAAUCUCUCUCUCUCUCUCCCCAACCUUUCCAACAAGAAUUUCUCAACUUCUUUACAUUGCCCACCUGUUCUUCACAGCCAUUCUCUUUCUCAUCCACCUUCGAAUUCAGCCAAUUUCCUCACAUGGAUUUCUUCCCCCACCUACAAAAACCCUUAUAAAAUUCACUUGUUUCAGGAUCAUUCAUUUCUUAGUUCUUACCCGAUAUCAUCUAAGCAAGUCGAGCCAAAUCCCACAAAACCCAUCAAAUUUCACCCAAAUCCCUCAUCCCGGUCUCCCCCCAAUCCUCCAAUUCCAAAGGCUUUUGUAGAUACUCGGAGCACCGGCCGACUCCUAUCCUAUCCUAUGGGUCCGACGGAGGAUCCAAAGACGGCCUUGGUGAGUCAACUCUUCAGGGCCAUACGCGACAUUUCGGGUUCUCCCGAGUGUCGGGGCCCGUCGAAGAAGAUGUACAGCAAUUUGGUGCGUAGGGUAAAGCUGUUGAGCCCUCUGUUCGAGGAAUUGAUGGACGGUGAGGACGACGAGCUCGGAGAGGAAGAGGUUCGAGGGUUGGAGUUGUUGAAGGUCACUUUUGAUUCGGCCAGGGAGCUUCUCCGAUCCGUCAACGAGGGCAGCAAGCUCUUUCAGGCUCUGCAAAGGGACAGAAUUGGAGGUGAUUUCUUACGAGUGGCAGAGCAAAUUGAGGAAGCACUGAGCCAAAUCCCUUGUGAUAAACUCAAUAUAUCAGAGGAAGUUAAAGAGCAGAUUGAACUCGUGCAUACUCAAUUUAAAAGGGCUAAAGGAAGAAUGGACUCACCUGAUGUAUUACUAGAUAACGAUUUAGUCUUGGCACAAAGGGAGAAAGAAUCUGACCCUGCAAUCCUGAAACGGCUUUCAGAGAAGCUGAAUCUGAGGACCAUAAAUGAUCUGGAUAUAGAGUCACGGGCUAUCCAUGAUAUGGAUAUCUCAUGCGGUGGAGUUCCUGGGGAUUGCUUUGACAAGAUGAUGUUUCUGCUUCAUAAGUUGAAGGGUUUUGUAGCCAUUGGAAGCCCCAACUAUGAUACAAUGGAAGUUGAAAAGGGCUCGAUGAAGCAUAGAUCUCCUGUCAUCCCAGAUGAUUUCCGGUGCCCUAUAUCUCUUGAACUGAUGAAGGAUCCUGUUAUUGUCUCGACUGGACAGACAUACGAAAGAUCAUGCAUUCAGAAGUGGCUUGAUGCAGGGCACAAGACUUGCCCCAAAACUCAGCAGACACUGCUGCACACAGCCUUAACACCAAACUACGUUUUGAAGAGUCUAAUUGGUUUAUGGUGCGAGAGCAAUGGUGUCCAAUUGCCUAAACAGCAAGGGAAAUGUGGAAACAAAAGAUCAGGGGUUGGUGGUGGUUCGGACUGUGAUCGAGCUGCUAUUAAUACCUUGAUAAAUAAACUUGCAAAUGGUAAUCCAGAACAACAAAGAGCGGCUGCAGGUGAGCUCAGGUUGCUGGCAAAGAGAAAUGCAGAUAAUCGAGUAUGUAUUGCUGAGGCGGGAGCUAUUCCACUUCUUGUAGACCUGUUGUCGUCCACAGAUUCUCGGACCCAGGAACAUGCUGUUACAGCACUUCUGAACCUUUCCAUUAAUGAGGCUAACAAGGGAACUAUCGUAAAUGCAGGAGCUAUACCCGAUAUAGUAGAUGUCUUGAAAAAAGGCAGCAUGGAAGCUAGAGAAAAUGCGGCUGCAACCCUCUUUAGCUUAUCGGUUGUAGAUGAGAACAAGGUAGCAAUUGGAGCAGCCGGGGCUAUCCCAGCUCUUAUAGAUUUGCUCUGUAAUGGGACUCCAAGAGGAAAGAAAGAUGCUGCCACAGCUAUCUUUAACCUUUCAAUCUACCAAGGAAACAAAGUUAGGGCUGUAAGGGCAGGGAUCGUGGUACCACUGAUGAGAUUGCUCAAGGAUGCCGGGGGAGGAAUGGUGGACGAGGCACUAGCAAUUCUAGCCAUACUUGCAAGCCAUCAAGAAGGGAAAGUUGCAAUUGGUCAGGCUGAGCCGAUCCCGGUUCUGUUAGAGGUGGUAAGGACUGGUUCACCUCGUAACCGGGAGAAUGCUGCAGCUGUCCUAUGGUCAUUAUGCACGGGUGAUAUUCUGUAUCUGAAAAAAGCAUUGGAGCUUGGAGCAGAAGAACCAUUGAAAGAACUCUCGGAGAAUGGCACCGAUAGAGCCAGGAGAAAAGCUGCAAGUGUGUUAGAACUGCUCCAACGAGUUGAGGUGGAAGCCAAAGUGUGCGCUCAAGGUUAAAUGUUUUGGCAAAGUUUCUUCUGCGGUUAUAAUGAUUGAUUCAAAGUAGACAAAAGGAAUUUUGUGGCAGAGGGAUGGGGCAUCUCCAUGAAUCAUAUGCAUUUGUAGUUGGGUAAUUUCAGUGUUUUGGCAAGGUUUUCUGUACAGAAGGUGAGUGAAUGGAAUGUACGUAGGAUGGGGGAAUAGUCAGAAGAAGCCAGCAAUCUGUUUAAAAUUCUGACGCCGACUAUAGUACCACUCAGGCUGCUUGUCCAGCAGCUUCAAGCUGUAUUGAUUAUUGCAUUUUGUAUUUGGAAAAUUAAGAUUUGUUGUAACAUAGUGCCUGUGAGCAUCACAGAAGAAUGUUUUGAGAUUAUGUUAUUUUGUGAUUUGGUCUUAUAGGAAACUACACACAAUCUUCUCAAAUAAAUAAAACUCAACUCAGUUUUCCA